CUAACAACGUACGCAGCAGCAGCGGCGACAGCGGCAGCAGUAUUGAAGUGGUCGGCGGCGGCUACAGCAGCCACCCUGGUGGUGUAGGUCAAGGCGGCGGUGGCGGCGGCGGCAGUGGUGGCAGGGUGCAGCUGCUGCUCCACCUGACGGACAUCCACAUCAGUCACAUGGAGGAACCCAAGGGGGAUCCGCAGGUAGGGGUAAUCCGCGCGAUGUCUGCUGAUAUCUGUUAUUUGACGCUGUCUCUGUCCUGGUGAAAUGCUGGUUCAAAGCCCAAAGGUCGGCGAACGGGGCUUCCUUUCCCCUCCCUCCUGUACUCCUCAGCCCCAGUCCCAUCCUCCGCACACCCCCGCUGUUCUUGCUCCCCAUCCCCUCACCCACAGCGUGCCCCGGACCUGCUCCUCCUGUCCUCGUCCCUGCUGUCCCACUGGCCGCUGUCGGCCGCCGUACUGACCGGGGAUCUGACGGAGGCAAAGGACGUGUACGGCAGGGGCCGGCAGUACGAGGGGGAGUGGCAGACAUAUCAAACCGUCUGGCGGGGCCUGAUGUCAUACGGCGGUAUUCCGUACGGAGCGGUGUACGACGUUCGCGGCAAUCACGACACCUUCAACUCCGGCCCCAGGUGCGGUCCCCAGGACUUCUUCUGCCGUUACAGUGCCCGCGCCGCAAGACUCCUUGGCGAGGUGCAUGACGGCAGCAAGGACAGCAGCAGCAACAUGAGCAACAGCAACACCAGCAGCAUCAGCCGAAGCCAAAGCUUCGCUAACAUGCAGCAGCAAUGGGCCAGCGAAGGCGGAUCCACGGGUCGCAUCUUCAUCGACCCAGUGUACGACAGAUCAGCUUCGAAGUCUCCUCCCACAUGUCCAACGGUUAUGUUAGUUGGGAUAGAUGCUUCGCUGGAUCCAGGAAUGCGGAGUCCAACCAACUUUCUCGGCGUCAUACGUCAAGACGUUCUCAACGAAUUGGACGAGCGUCUAACCGCCUCCCUAACCGCCAUGCGCGCCGCCAACUGCUCUCCAUCAUACAUCGCGUACGGCCAUUACCCGCUCUCCGUUACCUCGUAUGUCGUGCAGCAAUCUCCUGCUGAUCCUAAACCGGUCAACAACGGUCAACAGUCAUCGUUAUCUUCCGUACAGGAGGUUUUGCUGCGUCACGGUGUUACUGCCUACCUGUCAGGUCACCUGCAUGGAGCUUUUGGUCGCCGGCUGCACAGGCUGCACCGCUCUCCUCCUUCCUCCUCCUCCUCGUCCACUACCGGUAUUGCCAGUACCAAUGCCGGGUAUUUGGUCGAGCUGGAAUCCGUGGAUUGGAAGCACGGUCGUACGGUACGGUUGCUGACGGUUGAUCUGGAUCCAACGACAGCAACUGACAGCAGCACCAGCAGCAGUGGAGGCAAGGGCGCCGUCAUUGGCUUUGCAGAUUUCAGCUUCCAGCGUCAACAAAAGGGCCCUCUGGAUUCAGCAGGAGCAGCAGAAGCUGCAGUACAGGUAUCGACAGAAUCCGCCGGACCUCAACUCGUACCGUACGAUAAAAGCCGUACAAUGGGACUGUCGUACUUGCCCCUGAUGACCAGCCCGCCAGACGCACGCUAUAGCCCCCAGCUACGGCCCUUGUACGACACAACGUCUGCCAACAGUAGUGCUACUAACAGUACGACAGAGGCGGUAGCAGACGAAGUGAAACCUUCUUUUGUCGUACGUGUUGUGGUGCUGCCGAUGAUGGCGAAUCCCACUUCGGUGCCUCCUGCUCCGAAACCGGCUGCUGUUUACCUGCUGUGGUCUUGCGGGCAGCGGUCACCGCCACCACCAGCAGCGCCAACAGCAGUACCGACAGCGUCGACGUCGUCAUCCCUAAAUGCCCCAUCAGAAGAGUCGAGAUCGGGAGUGCUGGAGAUGCAACUAGAGAGCCGUACGGCAAACUACAGUACCUACACAGCGGAUCUGUUUGAUACCGCAGUGCUGCCUCCAUCAGCAGCAGCAUCAGCAGCAUCUGCAUCCCCAUCUUUCCAUGCACCACAAGGGCCGUACGCCUUGCCAACUAGCUGCCCGACGGGCCUUAUAACCGUACGAGUACACGUCAUUGCUGCUACCAACGUGACACGCGGUGCAGGCGGCGCCGCUAAGGCGAGCGGUGCAGGCGGCAGCGGCAUGAGCGCCCUUGAUGCGGGUUCACCCGGCAGCAGCGACCGCGCCGACCGUGUGGAUGUAUCCACGACGGAAGAUCGACCCCUGCAUUGGCACCCCCCGCCACUGCCACCUGCGUCACCGUUUUCACUAACAACAUCAUCAUCACAGCCAUCAUCAUCAUCAUCAGCAGCAGCAGCAGCAGCAGCAGCGGCAGCACCGGCAGUAGCUGCGGUAGAGGCAUUUGAUGUUCCGGUGCCUCUGCGACUUAGCCUGUCCGAAUGGCUGAUCAUCAACGUACACUGGCCGACGUUUGCUCGCGUGGCAUUUGCCGUACAAUGGGGUGUCGUACUGCUACUGCUGCUGGUACUGCCGUACCUGGUGGUCAUGUGUUCGGAGGAAACGCCGAUCCUAACUGGAUCUGGAUGCCUCCGGACGUUUUCAGGUUCAGGUAGCUUGGGAUUGUUGCGUUUGUUUGGGAGGAAGCAACUGGGUGGACAGCAUAGGAUGCAGAAGGAAGAUGAGGAAGAUGCAGCAGCAGAGGAGGAGCAGCAGCGGAAGAGGUUGCUACAGCCGAGUUGCCGUACGGACGGAAGUUAUAGCCCUUGCAGCGUAGCUCCUGCUGCUACUGCUGCUGCGGCACAUAUGUCGUUGUUGCGCCCCCCAGCAGCAGCAGCAGCGGUAACAGUAGCAGGCGUAAGAGGAGCGGGGGAAGAGGCGGAGACGGCGGAGGAGUGCGAGAUAGAGGAGAGGGAAGACAAGGAGGAGUUGCAGCAGGAGGAGGAGGAACUGCGGGUUGGAAGGCAGCAGGAGCUGAGACAGCGUGAGGAGGAGGAGGAGGAGGAGGAGCAGGAGCCGCUGUUGUCGCCGCUGAAUCCUGGCUGCAGCAACCACGGCGCAGCAUCCAUGCGCGUUGUACGGCAGCAACGCCAAAGGCGGUGGUUGUGGCCGUUUCAGCGGUUAUUUAGUUUGUGGCCGUUGCGGGAUUUCAUGGCGCUCGCUCAUGGCUACCGGAUCCCUUACCGCAACAGCAGUGCUGAUGCCAGCAAUGGCGACGGCAGCAGCGGGAACAGCAACAACAGCAGCAACAGCAAGAUCAUCAACGUCCCAUGGGUCGCUCUGUUCCUGUACGGUAUCUAUCUGGCUGCGGGAGGUCCCUGGCUGGUAGCGGAGUUUAUCUCGCCAGGCGGGUACGGCAUGCUAACGGCGUACGGCACAAUCUUCUUCACACAGCCACCUUCUUCUUCUCCUCCAGCAACACCUCCUCCUCCUCAGACUCGCUCUCAAGACCACCUAAUGAUCAGCAAUGUGCUGCUGCUGGCCUGUAUAGGGCCCUCCUUCCUGCUGUGCGCCUCCAUAGCUUCCCGCUGGAGGGACCUGGCGGAUGCCGGGAAGCUGCCCGGUGCCGCUGCAGCAACUGCCGCCGCUGCGAUGAGCGUGGUGGAUCUAGCGACGGCAGCAGGUGCUAGCAAUGGCGGUGAUGACGUCAGGAGGGUAAGGAGGUUUGGUGGUGUUGAGCAAUUCCUAGUGAAGUGGCAGCAACAGCGGUGGCCAUGGUGGUUCAGAUUGCUGUCGUACCGGCAGAUGAUUGCAGCGGCAGUGAUUGUCGUACUGAAUUUCGGGUUGUGUUGGAAGCUGCAGGCGGGACUUGGAUGGGUGUCAGUGCUGGUGUCGCCUGGGGCGGGUUGGGUGAUGCCGCUGUUGUUGGCGUGGGGAUGGUUGGCUUGGCGACAAAUGUUGGCAAUGUCCAAGUCAACGCCUACAUCUUCUGCGGCAGUGCCAAGGACGUCAGCGGUGACGACUCCGUUACUGCCGGGGAGGCGUGACGAGGUAUCAGGUGUGGCGGAGCUUGCAAACUUGGGGCCAAGUCGGCGGCGGUCUGGGUUGGGGUUGACUCGUUGAUGCGGUUGACGGUUUGUUUGUGCGGUUGACGGUUCGUUUAUGCUUGAAAAUGUCUGGCUUUGCUUAGAGAGUUGGAGUCGGAAAUGCAGGAGGAACACAGACAUGAAUUAGCAUUGGGCUUAGGAAGACGUUGUCGGGGAAGUUACGCAGACUCCCGUAGAGUCCACAAGGUUGAGGGGCGAGUCGCGCAUGAGAGACGAAGGAACUAGGUGCGGGCAAACCGCUCGUACCCUGUGCAGUCGCGUGCGGAUGGGAUAAGCUAAAAGACGGAUCACCUCUAGAUGAACGUCUUAAAAUAUUCCGACAGCAGUGCAUUACUCUUCAGUUUCGGCCGCGUAGGAAGCGCUGGAAGAGCAACCAAUAGCCAUGCGUAGCCCUGCGCCGAAAAGUCACG
Molecule: messenger RNA, 4419 nt
Organism: Astrephomene gubernaculifera
Lineage: Eukaryota; Viridiplantae; Chlorophyta; Chlorophyceae; Chlamydomonadales; Astrephomenaceae
Source: the annotation of a GenBank genome assembly